This is a messenger RNA of Salvelinus namaycush (lake trout), 573 nucleotides long. RefSeq names its product transmembrane protein 229B-like. Bases 1 to 573 code for a protein of 190 amino acids. The transcript has a single exon. NCBI's taxonomy places the organism in Eukaryota, Metazoa, Chordata, Actinopteri, Salmoniformes, Salmonidae. The record is from RefSeq and is a predicted model, not a curated record.
AUGGCAACCACAGCCCCUACGCCGGUGCCUCUGACGGUCCUGUGUCGCUGGUACCUGUACGCCAUCCACGGCUACUUCUGUGAGGUCAUGUUCACCGCCGCCUGGGAGUUUGUGGUCAACCGCGACUGGAAGUUCCCUGGUGUUACCAGUGUGUGGGCUCUGUUCAUCUACGGGACCUGCAUCCUCAUUGUGGAGCACAUGUACCUGGCCCUCCGAGCUCUCCACUGCCCCCUGCUGCUGCGAUGCCUCAUCUAUACCCUAUGGACGUACAUCUGGGAGUUCAGUACAGGGCUGUUGUUGACCCAGUUCGGGGCAUGUCCCUGGGAUUAUUCCCAUUUUCAGUAUAACUUCAUGGGGUUGAUCACGGCAGAGUACGCCCUGCCAUGGUUCUGUGCGUCGUUCAUGAUGGAGCAACUGGUUAUACGCAUCACACUGCGGCUAAGGAUGGACACAGACGGAACAGAGGACGUCAAGUCUUAUGCAGGCGGGGGAGAAGAUGGGGGAGGAGGGGGGAGGAGACAACGGGGUGAACAAGGAGGUACAGAGGUCAAUGGUUUCCUGAAAGUGGACUGA